GGCACCCCGCCUCCGGGGGGCAAGCGCCCGGGAGGCUGAGGAGCGCAGGCAGCAGAGGAGGGGAGGAGGAGGAGGACAGCGCCAUGACUCAUUUGCAGGCAGGUCUCUCCCCGGAGACUCUGGAGAAAGCUCGGCUGGAGCUGAACGAGAAUCCCGACACCUUGCACCAGGACAUCCAGGAGGUGCGGGACAUGGUCAUCACCCGGCCAGAUAUCGGCUUUCUCCGCACCGACGAUGCCUUCAUCCUGCGAUUCCUGCGGGCCAGGAAGUUUCAGCACUUCGAGGCGUUUCGCCUCCUGGCCCAGUACUUUGAAUAUCGCCAGCAGAACCUGGACAUGUUCAAGAGCUUCAAGGCCACAGACCCGGGCAUCAAGCAGGCACUGAAGGAUGGCUUCCCUGGAGGGCUGGCCAACCUUGACCACUACGGCAGGAAGAUCCUCGUGCUUUUUGCUGCCAACUGGGACCAGAGCAGGUACACACUGGUGGAUAUUUUGCGCGCCAUACUUCUUUCUUUAGAAGCCAUGAUAGAAGACCCUGAGCUUCAAGUGAAUGGAUUUGUUUUGAUUAUAGACUGGAGCAACUUCACCUUCAAGCAGGCCUCCAAGCUCACACCAAGCAUGCUUAGAUUAGCCAUCGAGGGCCUUCAGGACAGUUUUCCAGCUCGGUUUGGAGGAAUACAUUUCGUCAAUCAACCGUGGUAUAUCCAUGCCCUCUACACAGUUAUACGGCCCUUUUUAAAGGAGAAGACGCGAAAAAGGAUAUUCCUGCAUGGUAAUAACCUCAACAGCCUGCAUCAGCUAAUACACCCUGAGAUCUUGCCAUCAGAGUUUGGUGGAAUGUUGCCCCCCUAUGACAUGGGGACAUGGGCAAGAACACUGCUCGACCAUGAAUAUGAUGAUGACAGUGAAUGCAAUGUGGACUCCUACAACACUCCUUCAAAGGAUAUAGAGAAGGACCUCUCUCCCAAGUCCAUGAAAAGGUCUCAGUCAGUUGUGGAUCCAGGGGUACUGAAACGCAUGGAUAAGAAUGAGGAAGAAAACAUGCAGCCUUUGCUUUCACUUGACUAGCAGUUCCUGAGUAUCAGACACGAACUGAGGUAGAAGGUAUUGCCUCUCAGCUGCAGCAAGCAAACCAUUGGGAAAAGUGUACCAGCUGGAAACCUAUUUACUCAUAUUAAUGUAGCAUAAUGGCAGCAGGCAGCAGGUUUUACUAUUCUGCCUGAAUUCUGGAUGUCCUGAGAUGAAAAAGAAGAGGAGAAAAAAGAAAAAUAAAAUGAAAUUAAAAAUAAAGAGGAAUCAAUAAUUUAUUCUGUAAGUGCCAACUUGUUUGUAAAUACAAUAUAAUCCUCCAAUUUGACUUUGUAAGUUAUGGGAAACAAAUGCUGUGGAAAUGAGUGACUUAAAUAUGUCAGUGAAGUGUACUGUAAAAAAAACAGAGAAGAAAAUGUGACCGUGCUCUCUCUCACACACACACACACAGAGAAACAUACUGGACAAGGAAAAAUAUCAAAGCCAAUUAAAUGUUGGCCUUCUCUCACAGGAAGCCAUAUUGCAGCUAGCACAUUGACUGCUGUUUUGUUUUCUCUCUGCAAUGCUGAUGUAGAGGGCAAAGAUAAAGAGGGAAUAUAAGAACUUGGAGAUGCUGUAAUCGGGCAAAUAUUUCCUAACUGUAGAAACUGAUUUCCCAGAUAAUAUUAUGGCUUUAGGAUAGUGAUUUAGCAUAAACCAUGUAGCAUUGUGAAAAAGAUAACAGAUGAGCUGGGAUCAACUCUUUAACAGUUUUGUUUUUUCACUGUAUGUAUCUGUGAGGUUUCUUCCUUAACUUUUCAUUUACAGUUUGCAAGUAACCUGGCUUGUUACCCUAACCUGGAUGUUGUAAUGUGGGACACAUUGGAGUUACUUCUCUUGCAUUUUGGAUGCAUGUUAAUUUUUCCAGAACUCUGUUCUCCCUUGGAAAUAGUCCUCUAAAUACAGCGUAAUAACUGGUAUUCAAAAGUAAAGCCUGGCAGCAGAUGUUGAAAAUUAAUCACUGAAUCCUGUGCACUGAGAGACUGGAUACAUACAUAUUUUUACCAAUCUCUGACAAGCAUACAAGGUGACAUUGUUAGACAAGUAUAAUUAAUUGAAGGUUUAUACAAUAAAUCAUACCUAUUCGAUGUACUUAGAUAUAUUAUAGAAUGUAUAUUGAGACAAUGUCAUUAUUAAUAUAGUAAACUUUCCAUAAAAGAACAGCAUUCCACUCCAAGUAAGGAUUUAAUAUAAAUAAAUCGUAAUCAAAUGUCUCAGCCUAUGUGUUUAGGACACUUUUGUUUUGGUUGUAGUGUAACUGUAUAUAUUGAACAUGUGCCAUAAUAGAGAAGUACAUUUUACCUCAAAAGGACAACAGGUUUCACUAGGGAUUGGGUAAAUCAGCAGAAAUGCAGAGGCUAUGUCAUCUUUGUUAUGUGCUGGCUGAUGCCUGUGCAGCCUGUUGAAUGCUGAGGCAAGAAUGUAAUUUCUUAUUAGGACUAAACUCUUCAAUUAGAGUGAGGACACAGAGUGCCCACCAAGACAUCUGAAUAGUUGGAGGCAUUGCAAGAGCAUGUCUGGGCAAUGGAGGGAUUAGUUAGGAAUUCACUGACCAUGGUGCAGGAGAUAGCUCACAGCAACCCCAUCUCCCAAGUACCUGAGUUUAUAAAGAAUUUCUUCUGUCGCUUCAGUGAUCACUGAAGUUUCAAAGUCACCAGUUGUGGGUCACCUCUCCUCACCCAGCUGUCAGAUCCAGUAGGCUGGGAUGAGUUAAGAGAGAGCAGAGUGUGAAAUGCUGGAUGAGUGUGGUCUUAGAGUUUAGCUGUAACUUCUGUAGUGGCAGCUUUGGCAUUUCUCAGGGCUGAGACAACCCUGUCUCUUCCAGCAUCACCCUUGAUUAGCCCAGGCAGCACACAGAUAAAGCUUUCCUACUUUGCAGUUCGGUAUAUAGUGUAUGCCCCAACAGGUGGUCGCCUCGCAGGAACUUGUCUGAACAAGUCAUUGCCUUUCUACUCUCCUAAUACUUUUUUCUUGAUGCUUGUUACGAAAUGCAAAAAGAAAAGAUACAGAGCCUGAAUGUCUUUUCAGUCUGUCCUAUAGGUUCUCAGUAGUAGAAACUGUUGUAAUACUACUUCUGUGGCUUGAGAAACUUGAAAGAUUGAUGAAUUCUUAUGAACUAUUUUAUUCAGUCCUAUUUUUCGUAUACCUUGUAACAUCAUGCUGGAUAGGUGAGAUGUAUCUCUAGGAUUUGCAUAAGUGCCAUAUUUAAAUGUAUGUUAUAUGUGCCCACGUAUAUAUGGUUAGUGGAAUAGUACUUUACCAUUGAUCUGAUUUUUAAAUCCUUAUCAGAUUAAACUCUUUUUAACAGUAGAAAUGUUCUUCUUGUAAGGGCUUCGACAUUUAGUCAGUAUUCCAUAUGUACACAAACUGUGAUGCAGUGGUCAUCCAAAUCUUCAUGGAUGCUUUUGGAUAUAUGAGCCAAACCUUGGUGUAAACCAGCACAAGGCUGAUUUUAGAGUACAUCAGCUGCCUGGUCAGAAAAUGCAAAUACCUCUUACAUCCCCACAGAGCAUCUUUGUAGGAAAUCAUAUCUGCCCAACCGUGUGAAGCUUAAAAUUUCUUUUGAAGUUUAUAAAUUUGUUUUGUUUGCAAAUCCUUUAUUUAUGCACUUAGCUGUAAUUUAUGUCAUGUUUUCUGAUGCCUGAUUUCAGUUUCAAGUUAAUGAAUAUUAAUAUAUUCUUUCCAGAAAGAGAAAGUGGGAUGUAUUAUAAUUUUGUGUAACUGGUACCUCAUCUUUCACCAAGAGCAAAACUACUUUUUCGAGAAGAUCCUCACUGUUGAAGAGUUGGGCUACAGGUCUUCUUGGUCACAGCUUUUAUUUUGCUGAAACAAAUUCUGACAAUAGUAACUGCAGUUGUGACAUUGGAUAAGAAUAUGAAAUUGGGUAAGAAAAGUUAUUAUCCUUUACUUAUUUUUCAAGACAUUUAUCUUUUACACAUCAGGGUACAUAAAGGGUUACCACCUUUCCCUUGCUUCUUGUAGAAAAUCUUUAAAGGUAGGUCAAUUUUUAAUAUUUUGAAUUUGGACUAUAACCUUUUUCCAAUCUUUAUUAUCAUAGGAAUCAAUGUCUAAUUUUUAUAGCAGAAUUUAAAUGCUAAAAAUAGAAUUCAAGUGCUCGGGAGGAAUUCCUCUUAAUUUCUUACCUUCAUUGUAUAUUGGAUAGAAUAAAAUUUGUGGUAAUUGUGCAUGCCAAUAUGCAUAUAAAAAGAAUAUCCUGCAGUAUGGGGAACUUAGUGGAAAAACUGGGUACACCUGUCCAAGCAACUAAGUGACAUAAAAGGGGGAGGGGAAAAAGUGUAAAAUUUGAUAGUUUAUCAAGAUCUAAAAAUAUCCCCUUACAUGAUGUCUCUUCCAUGAAACAGAUUAUUUAAAAAUAUAUGGAGAAGUUGUGGAAACUUACAUGCCCAAAGCCUUCCUCCUCUAAUAAGAGAUGCCUGUAGUCUCUUGACCUUUUAAAGACAGGUAAUCAGUCCCACUAAGCUCCAACAAAUACACAGGCUCCCUAUAGUUAUUACUUGUAAAAUAGCUUUAAGAUGUCUUUACAGAGAUGUAAAUUUACUGUAUAGCAUAUUUAAGAAGAUGUUUUGCACUCUGCAAAAAUGCUAUGCCUAGUCAGAAAAGAUACCUGUAGAGAUAUACAUAACCUAAACACAGAAUUAAAGAAAAUAGAAGGGAUGUCAAGAGGUCACUGAUAUUUGGAGAAGCAGAUUCACUUCAGUGUGUCUCUUAAAUAAUUGCUUUAGCUCAGUACCUUGCAUGGAAUGCUCUUUGUAUUAUUUAAUCACAGUCACAGCAAAGCCUAAGUACCUUACCUGACAAAAUGGUAAUCUGACAGUAUUUUGUUCAUGCCUUUUAUUAUUUAGCUGCUCUGUUUGGGAAAUUAAAAAGUUUGCCAACUAUCCUAAGAAUUAGCAUUUAGAAUUACCUGGGAAACAAUUUGCAAUAAGUGUUGUUCAUGUCCCUGUUCUUAUAUUGUUUCUGUUAUUAUCAUUAUAUGUAUUCAUCAAAAAUUUUAGAAAAAGUCAUGUUUGGAAGAGCAUGGAAGAGAGAAAAAAAAAAAUCAGGCUGCAGGAUUUUGUUUAGAAUACUGAAACAGGAUUUGAGGGGGCACUGGGUUUGGUUUUGAUAAUUUUUACUUGCCUAUAGGGAACACCCUGCUGAGCUAUCAACAGUGUUGGAAACCAGGACAAAUUUGGAAGAUAAAUAUCAAUGUGAAAAGCAAAGGAUUGUACUGAAAAAUCACUGAAUUAUCUGGCUAUCUCUAUUAUGUCCUUCUAAAGAAAGGCAUUUUGCAAGUAGCUUGUGAGUGUAUUUUUGGUGCUGAGAGUAGUACUUUCGUCCAAGUUCAAAGCACACUAUGAAAUAAAGAAAAUAACUGUUAUCCUAUUUCUUAGGUAGGAAAGCAGAAACAUAGCCAGUUAGAAACAUUAAAAUCUCUAUGGAAGGCAUUCACAUAGUGUUUAUAUAUGGCAAAAACGACGCUUUGAUCACUCAGUCUAGUUUGAAUUCCAGGAGAGAAAAAAUGUCCAGUAAAGAAGUUUGAGCUUCGUCAGGAUCUCCUUUUGAGGGCCUUGAAAGAUACUUAAUUCCCAUUAGCUGUAUAAGGAACAUGGGCAUUUUAUUUAGAGGCACGCUUAAGUGACCACAAAUGAAGGUGCAAGCCAGGUAGGUAGGAUCUCACAUCCUGUAUUACCUUGUAACCUUGAAUGAUCCAAUGUAAAGGGUCUGUAUUUAGCACAUUAACUUGGGCAUACCCUUCAGUCUGCAUUUCAGCUUUUAUUGUGUGGGAAGCUUUUCUUAUCAGCUUUUGGUAUCUUAAUUUGUUUCUUUCAUAUGGGUUUUUUGCCGCAAAAUGACCUUGACCCCUGUUGGAUUGCACAGUUUGCAAAGUGACUUUGUUGUUAAGAAAUAACUUCUGGUAUGCUGGGCAGUGAGGAAGUUGAAACACACUUUGACAACUACUUUGUCCUUCUCCAGUGUUUUUUGUGUGUAAACUGCAUUACUUGGUAACAGACAUGCCAAACUUGUGUGAUACGAGUUUAAAAAGAACCAAAAAAACCCACAGAAGCUUCUGCAGUGAGUUCAGAAUCUGAGUUAAUGGUAUCGCUGUGGAAUCCAAAUGGAGGGGAAGCACUGCACACAGGCAAAAUACAGAAAUCUCCAACGGAAAAUGCUGAUGGUUCCUUGUGGCACACAUUUUUGUUAAAACAUGGCCAGAGUAUUUUGUCUGUGGGGCCCCUGGUUGGCCAGCUCCAUUGUUUGGGAUUUGUUUCUUGUCAUUUACAAGUCCCCUCUAAUAAGGUUGUGACAAAGCUUCCUUCUGCUUUUAGUGGAAAAUUCACUUCCAGACAAUUGGCAUAUCUUUAAAUUUGCAGACAAAUGGCAGGGGUUGAUUAGGUUUUGUAUUCUAUAUGGAAAUGCUGGUGUGAUUCCUUAAAGAGGCUGUCACAUCAGCAGCAGCACACAGCGGUGCCUAAAGGCAAGCAUCUCAAAUCAGAUCCCUUGGUUAAUAAAAAUUUAAGGGAGAAAACAGCGAGGGAAAAGAUAAUGGCAAGUGAUAAAUACAAUAUUUAAAAUUAAAUCCAAAAGCGAAAUUGCAGGAGAAAGCCAUAUGAAUGGCAAAAACAAUGUGAGUGAACUUGUAUGAAUAUUUCUAAGAAGUGUAUCAGUGGCCUAUGUUGUGUUCCCCCCAUCUACAUUAGGAGCAGAGUUCCCAUUUUUCACAUGGGCUAUAUUUCAUGGCCAUGGUGGAGUUUCCUAAAUCUUUAGAAAACUUGUCAGUUACCAUGUGAAGUUGUAGGUACAGUAGCUGAGAUUAUGAACAUGUUUUAAUGGAUCAGUGCACGUCACCAAAUCCUCACCUGGAGACGGGUGCUGGGCUGACUCAUAUCCUGCCUGUCUGAUAAGUUAUGCAGGGAGAGAAAGAAAGGAGCUGGACACCCAUAAGGAAGGCGGGAGACCUAUGGAGAAGACAACAGGGAGUUAGAGUGAACCGAUCAAUCAUUUUGAUGUCAUGGUGAGGGAGGCGAGGCUUUCACUUGCUCUGUGAUGUGAGAGGACUUAUGAACCCCACUGCACUUGGUCUCCGGAAAGGAGAGAGAACAUCUUUCUCUCUUUCCAAGACAAACUUGGUUUUGAUAUAUUGAAAUCUGAAGCAUAUGCUGGGCCUUAGCUGCCUCUGCUGCUGUUGUUUCCAUGGUGGCUCUUGGGAUGUUGGCUUUCAUGUAGCAUGCAGGAUCUGGGAAGCUGAUAUUCACCAGCCUGUCCACAGGAAGAGAAGGAAGGGAUGUAUUCUGCAAGACUGCUGCCGAGAGAAUUUGGUGGGAGAAUUCAGCACUUGCUUGGAUUAAAGCCUGUCUUGCCCUGACAUCAGUAUCAGCACCUGCUCUGUGUGGGCGGCUCUAAGUGUGAGUGGUGUGAUGUCCCAGGCCCACCUCAAUAUCUUGUGCUAAUCAUGCAGCCUUUGAGCUGUAGCUGGUGAUCUGUGUCCUGUGUCUUUUAACAGUUCUGCUGGUGAUGUUAAUAGUAGCCAUUAGUCAAGAGUGGAGGUGAUUUAAAAGGAACCUGACAACUGCAAGCAUCACUUUUAACAUCUAAAAAUAUUAAAUUGGUGGUUGUUGCAAGUAAUGCAUAAGAUUAUGAUAAUUUAAAGAGUUUCAGGGUUUGGUUGCAUUGUAUCCUUGAUGUGACUUAGUGUAUAAUCGCUUUUCCUUAAAUAUGGUUUUCCCUGAGGUUUGUGUGCAUCUUUCACACAUCAGUGGCAGACGGAAUAAAAUAGUAGAAGAUGUGAUUCUAAAACUAUGAAUAUAUUCAAAGGGGCACAUACAGAGUAUCUGACAGUAUUUUGUUUUGCGGUUAACUAGUGUUCAACUUGACAAUAGUGUCUCUCUUAUAUCAUUUAGUUCUCUAGCUCUUUCACUCUAUGAACUGUUGUGUGAAAUGUGUCCUACAAACCUUGCCCAGCUCUGCAUCCUUUCUUGUCCUAGCCCCUUGUAUUCAGCAACAUUCUGUCUUCUGUAUGUGUGUUAUUCUAUGAAUAGCUUGAGAAAACUGUAAAAAAAAGCCAUCACCCUGAUAAUCUGCAAACUAGAGCUUGAGGACCACUUUUAAAAAUAUUUCCCUUGUACGGAUCUCCAGGAACAGCAUGAAAUGGAAAAUGAGCACAGCAGCUGACCUCAUCAUAGAGGAGUACAGAAAAGACUCUGGCUGGGAGUCCACACAGAUGUACACAGACAGUUAUCUAAAACAGCUCUUAUGAUUUAAGAUGUUACCUUCCCCUGGUUGUCAACUAUUACUUUUCAGGUACUACCCCUAUGUUUAAGCAACAGCAGACUAUAGAAGUACUCCUGUCCCCAUGAAGGUUGUGCACAACUCAUGCUAACUGUUGGUUCUGCACUCAUGCAAAUGUAAAAGCACUCACAUAAUCUAUUAAUACAACUCUUAUCAUGAGAAUAAUGAUUAACAGCUAGACAUGGUGACAUCUAAAUUGCUUGAUUGGCUAUCUGUGCCUUAAGGCUCUGGUGAUCUGUAGUACUUGCAUUGCAGUAACCACUGAAUAAAUUUUUUUUGGCAUGCAACAAUCUACUUUGGAGCCUUAUAGAAAAUACUAUAUCAGCAUAUAAAAAAUAAAACAUUUAAAUUACAGGAGUAAUUUACAAACAGUGCUGGUAUCCUCAGGAUAAAAUUUGUUUGUGUCGGUUUAGUACUGUUAGGACUCAGGGGGUCUGAGAUUUGUAAAGCCAGGACAAGUCUUAUCAAUCAUGUUCUCUCUAUGUAUAGUUUCAAUAACUAUUCUCUUUUUACAACUUGUUGUCAGUUUGAAAUUUAUUCUUGGACCUAGUAAAAUGGUUACUUUUGGUCUGUUGUGUUCCAACCUAAAAUCUGACAAUUAAACAACUCUGUGAAACAUGUCACUCUUUAUAUUGUAUAUUUAAAUAUCAUCAGUUCUCUGUGAUCAAUGGGCUGCUUUAGAGAGUGCUACUACUUUAAAUCAUUAUUGGUUACUGAAAAGAAUGACAUUCUGUUAAAUAAAAUAUGACCAAAUGAAAAUUAAAAUACAUAUAUAUUUUUGUGUUUGUA
Messenger RNA from Apus apus (common swift), 9146 nucleotides. It is a transcript of the gene CLVS2, whose product is annotated as clavesin 2. The transcript has 5 exons. Lineage: Eukaryota; Metazoa; Chordata; Aves; Apodiformes; Apodidae. The record is from RefSeq and is a predicted model, not a curated record. Gene Ontology annotation, cellular component: membrane. Gene Ontology annotation, molecular function: phosphatidylinositol bisphosphate binding. Bases 84 to 1067 code for a protein of 327 amino acids.